Molecule: messenger RNA, 728 nt
Organism: Malaclemys terrapin pileata
Lineage: Eukaryota; Metazoa; Chordata; Testudines; Emydidae
Product: tRNA uridine(34) hydroxylase-like
Exons: 3
Coding region: 37-585 (182 amino acids)
Molecular function (GO): thiosulfate-cyanide sulfurtransferase activity
Source: RefSeq, a predicted model, not a curated record
CCAUAUUCUUCACAGUUCUUUGCGACCUCAAAGAUAAUGGCAACACAAUUUCUGCAGGAGAUGGACAAUUUAAAUAUAAGUGACCCCAAAGAAAUGAUGAGUUUAGCUAUAAAGUGGGUACAGAAGACAUUUCCAAAUGUGGAAUCAGUUACCACAGGGACAUUGCAAUGCUGGAUGGAAGAGAAGCCAGAGGAAUUAAUCAUUCUCGACACCCGGAGUGCAGCUGAAUUUGAAGUCAGCCAUCUGCCAGGGGCAAUACUUAUUGACCCGCAGAGUGAUACACUGCAAGAAUUUCUGCAGAAACGGCUCCUUCCAGAGAGUAAAAAUAAAAAUAUCAUUUGCUAUUGCACUGUGGGAUACAGGUCUUCCAUGACUGCCCAGAGCAUGAAUGAGUUCUUGUCAAGUGAAGCCGGCCAAACCCCCGAAACUUCCCUGAAGGUUUAUAAUGCAGAAGGAGGACUGGUGAAAUGGGCCAGUGAAAGAAGGCUGAUGGUGGACAAGCAGGAGCAGCCCAUUCACCUCGUUCACCCCUACAGUGCAGCAUGGGCAAAACUACUGGAACCAGAGCUGCAAGCACAGAUCUAAAGCAUUUCUGCAAGUCUGAUCUUAACUGGGGCCUCUAGGUGAAAUACAAAUUAAUAAUAAGAAUAAGAAUUAAUGGGGGCCCCAACCUCAACUGUGUCUUGUAGGCAUAACCAUAAUGCUACUAAUAAUAGAGGAUUACAAUA